Messenger RNA from Amborella trichopoda, 2438 nucleotides. RefSeq names its product importin subunit alpha-1. Gene Ontology annotation, biological process: protein import into nucleus. The record is from RefSeq and is a predicted model, not a curated record. Gene Ontology annotation, cellular component: cytoplasm. Lineage: Eukaryota; Viridiplantae; Streptophyta; Magnoliopsida; Amborellales; Amborellaceae. Gene Ontology annotation, molecular function: protein binding; nuclear import signal receptor activity.
UCCACUCUCUCUUUCAUAACCCACUCUUUCUCCUUCUCUCUGUAGACUCCCUGUCUUUCUCUCUCUCUCUCUCUCUCUCUCUCUCUCUAGACUCCUCCUUCAAGGGUUGGCAAAGAUGUCUCUAAGGCCGAAUUCACGUGCUGAAGUUCGGAAGAAGAACUAUAAGGUUGCAGUCGAUGCAGAUGAGGCAAGAAGGAAGCGUGAGGACAACAUGGUGGAGAUCAGGAAGAGUAAGAGGGAGGAGAGCCUCCAAAAGAAGAGGAGAGAAGGGAUGCAGGCUCAGUUUGCUCCCACUGUACAGCCCUCUGCUAUGGACAAGAAGCUUGAAAGUCUUCCUAAUAUGGUGGCAAAGAUAUAUUCCGAGGAUAGUGCCAUGCAGCUUGAAGCAACCACACAGUUCCGGAAGCUACUUUCUAUAGAGCGCAGCCCUCCUAUUGAGGAAGUUAUCGAAGCUGGUGUUGUGCCUCGUUUUGUUCAAUUUCUUACGAGGCAGGACUUCCCUCAGCUUCAGUUUGAGGCAGCCUGGGCCCUCACAAAUAUUGCAUCUGGAACAUCAGACAAUACCAAGGUUGUGAUUGACCAAGGUGCAGUUCCCAUAUUUGUACAGCUUCUUUCCUCUCCCAGUGAUGAUGUUCGAGAACAGGCUGUUUGGGCAUUGGGCAAUGUUGCUGGAGACUCUCCAAAAUGUAGAGAUCUUGUGCUCAGCCAAGGAGCUCUUAUGCCACUAUUGGCCCAGUUGAAUGAGCAUGCUAAGCUUUCAAUGUUAAGGAAUGCUACAUGGACCCUUUCAAACUUCUGCAGGGGUAAACCUCAGCCACCAUUUGAGCAGACUAGGCCAGCACUUCCAGCCCUGGAGCGGCUGAUUCAUUCAACCGAUGAGGAAGUUUUGACAGAUGCAUGCUGGGCGCUUUCCUACCUUUCCGAUGGUACAAAUGACAAAAUUCAGGCUGUGAUUGAAGCUGGUGUCUGUCGGAGACUUGUUGAACUCUUGAUGCAUCCUUCUCCUUCCGUCCUUAUCCCUGCACUUCGCACAGUUGGAAAUAUAGUUACUGGGGAUGAUGUGCAAACUCAGUAUAUUAUCAACAAUCAGGCGCUUCCCUGCCUCCUUACACUCUUGACACAUAAUCACAAGAAGAGCAUUAAGAAGGAGGCAUGUUGGACCAUCUCAAACAUCACUGCAGGCAACAAAGAGCAGAUACAGGCUGUAAUCGAUGCGAACAUUAUUCCACCUCUUGUUCAAUUGCUUCAAACGGCUGAAUUUGAUAUCAAGAAAGAGGCUGCGUGGGCCAUUUCGAAUGCCACAUCUGGUGGCACCCAUGAACAAAUUAAGUACUUGGUGAAUCAAGGAUGCAUUAGGCCACUCUGUGAUCUUCUGGUUUGCCCAGAUCCUCGUAUUGUUACAGUCUGCUUGGAAGGGCUUGAGAACAUUUUGAAGGUUGGGGAAGCCGAAAAGAACCUUGGAAACACUGAUGGAGUGAACCUCUAUGCUCAGCUUAUCGAUGAUGCUGAAGGUCUGGAUAAGAUUGAGAAUUUGCAGAGCCACGAUAACAAUGAAAUAUAUGAGAAGGCUGUUAAGAUUCUUGAGACCUAUUGGUUAGAGGAGGAUGAGGAUACCUUAUUGCCACCUGGUGAAACUGCUCCUGCUGCUUUUACUUUUGGUUCCAACCAGCCCCCGAUUGGUGGAUUCAACUUCAGUUGAAGCCUUGAGGUUCUCAUGUUGGGUCGGAGUGCUAAGUUGAAGGUUUCAUACUAAGUGUCAGAGGAUGAUGGGGGGUUGGGCUUUCGCUGAAGAGCAGGGUGUUGUCUGUCACUGGAGUGGGUCCGGGAUUCUUUUCGAGUCGUUGGUUGCUGAUCGGUUUUGUGUUGAAAUAGAGAAAGCUCCCAAAACUCCCACUUGUUCAUGAAUGGGGAGUUUUGGGCUCGGAUCAGUGGCAGUUAUGGUCGCGUCAUAAAUUUCCAGGCUUUUUUUUCUUUUUAAUGUUUACUGAACAAGGAAUGUGUAAAGAGCCUGGGGUUUUCAGCUGGAGUCAUCUUUUAUAUGGGUCUGGGUCGGGUCUUUUAUCAGGAGAUGGUCAAUCUAAGACUGUUCUUCUUUUAGAGCCAUUUUACCAAUCUUUGGAGUGGCUCUUUUUACAGUGGGACUUGCUGCCCCUCCCUCUCUUAUUGGGAGUGGGGUGGAAGGGUUGAUCAUGGGGGGUCUUUAUUUGCUCUCUAUGAGUGGUCUAAUGGGGGCUUCCUCAUCAGGGAGUUUCCAGAGUGUCUUCUUAUUACGUGUCUUUUUUUAUAGCAAUACAGCGUCAUUUUGUAAUAACGGGUUAUCGGUCUCUCUCUCUCUCUCUCAGAGUCUUGUGUGUGUAUGUGUUGGAUUUGGUAUUCAAGGUAGUAUUUCUUGUAUUUGAAGGAUGCCAUUACUUCGUCAGCAUGGAUUUUUUUUUUCA